UGGAAGAUGCCCCUAGAGAUGGUCAAGCAGGAGCCGAGUUCUGGUGCUUGGAGGAAGUGAGACUGGGCGGCGAGCAAAUGCUACUUCCUUGCGCCACAGUAUUGGGUCCUGGGCCAUCCUGUGCUGGGUGCCCUCAGGGGACACAGGCAACACCCAGGGAUUCCCACAAGUCUCAGGCCACAUUCUCAGCUUCCUGAGCUCCAGCUCUCACCACUGACCCGGCCUGGGACUGGGGGCUGCAGAUGCUGAGCUGGGCUGUGGCAGGGCUGGGUGACACUCCCUGUCCUCCCCAGGAGCUGUUCAAGACAGUGAUGCCCCACAAAUUCCUGGACUCCAUCUGGUCCCAGUGUGACAGGGGCAAUAAGCACCUGGAAUCCACCAUCCAUGUCACCACGACCCACUUUAACAGAGUGGUCGAAUGUAUCAUCAGCACCUGCAUUGGGGACCCGAGCAUGACUGCCCAGGACAGGGCCAGGGUGGUGGAGCUCUGGAUCCAGGUGGCCAAGGAAUGCCACGGCCUGAGGAACCUUUCCUCUCUCCACGCGAUCUUCUGGGCUCUGGAGGGCCCCUCCAUUUAACGUUUAAAAGAGACGUGGAGACAGGUG
Molecule: messenger RNA, 605 nt
Organism: Diceros bicornis minor
Lineage: Eukaryota; Metazoa; Chordata; Mammalia; Perissodactyla; Rhinocerotidae
Product: ral-GDS-related protein-like
Exons: 2
Coding region: 243-578 (111 amino acids)
Biological process (GO): positive regulation of GTPase activity; Ras protein signal transduction
Cellular component (GO): plasma membrane
Molecular function (GO): guanyl-nucleotide exchange factor activity
Source: RefSeq, a predicted model, not a curated record